GAUAAACAAAAACAGAAAGAGAGGAAAAAGAGGAAAGAAUCUAAGAAAAUUAAAUUAGAUAAAAUAAAAAAAUCUAAAAGUCGAAGCAAGGCUAGUAGUAGUGGUGACAGCAGUGUCAGCAGUUCUUAUGGUACCAGCGAUUCAGAAGUAUCUAGUUCAUCUGACUCAGAAUUUGAAAAGAAAAAAGAAAGAAAGGACAAACAUAAGAAGAAGAAAAUGAAAUUGGAUAAAGUAAAGAAAUCAAAAUCAAAAAAGAAGUAUUCUAGUAGUAGUUCAGAAAAAGCUCUAAGUUCUAGUUCUGAUUCUGAAUUAGAUAAAAAGAAGACAGAGAAGAAUCAUUCCACCAUUGUUAUAUCUUCACAUCAAAAAGAUAAAGGAAAAAUUUUACAACAGAAAGACCAACAGAAAAAAAUAAGCAAAGAUAAAAAAUCAGAUGAAAGUUCAGAUCAUAAAAAGUCAAAAAAAAAAGAGGAAAAGCAUAGCAGUGGUAAAAGCAAACAUCAUUCUACACCUCAAAUAAAACCAGAAGAAAAAAAUAAAAAAGAGGAUAAUCAAGAUGAUGUGAAGAAAAAUAAAGAUACUGUUCGAAAUGAAAGUUCUAUGAAAGAGAGUUCAAUGGAGAAACUUCAACGUAAAAUAGCAGAAAAAGAGGAGGAAAAAGAAAGGAUGAAAAAAGAAAAAUACGAAAAGAAAAAGCGAGAAAAAAUUGAAAAAUUAAAAUUGAAUGGUACAACUGUAGAUACAAAUACAAAUAACCAAACAUCAGAAGCUAAUACUUCUAAAUCACAAGAUGGAGAUAGCUCUCAAGUUGAUAAAAAAAAGGAAGAAGAGACAAAAGAAGUUAACUCUUCAGAUGCCAUAGAAAGUAAUACAAAGAAACCUUCUGAAAAUAAUACAAAGAAGCUAUCAGAAAACAACACAGAAAAAACUUCGGAACAAACAGAUAAAUCAGAAGAAUCUUGUUUGGAAGAUAAGUCAAGUAGUGAAGAUGUAGAUCGUUGUAUGGGAGCAAUGAAUGAAUUAGAUCGAUUACCCAUUACACAAGUUAUACUAAAGAAAGAACCAGACAUUGUUCAGACAAUAAGAAAAUGUCGCAAAUUCAAAAAUAGUGAAGUUAUAAGGCAAAAGGCAGAAUAUCUGUAUCAUAAAUUCAAAUCAGCUUUUCUCAUUGGUGACACAGAAUCCUUCUCUCCACUUCCUGAAAAAGAAGUAAAGAAAGUUAACAAAUCAGUUACAAAACAAGAUGGUGCUGAAGAAGUUGCAUUGAAUGGUACAACUGUAGAUACAAAUACAAAUAACCAAACAUCAGAAGCUAAUACUUCUAAAUCACAAGAUGGAGAUAGCUCUCAAGUUGAUAAAAAAAAGGAAGAAGAGACAAAAGAAGUUAACUCUUCAGAUGCCAUAGAAAGUAAUACAAAGAAACCUUCUGAAAAUAAUACAAAGAAGCUAUCAGAAAACAACACAGAAAAAACUUCGGAACAAACAGAUAAAUCAGAAGAAUCUUGUUUGGAAGAUAAGUCAAGUAGUGAAGUUUCUGCAGAAAGACAAAAUACUUAGGUAUAUGAUCUAUAAAUACGAAUCCAGCCAUCUGGACCUCGUGUGAUAACAAUAACGGUUGUACAAAGUAUAGAUACUUACUUGUAUAUGUAUGUAUGAGUGUUGAACGUCAUAAGAAGUGGACUACGACCAAUACUAAAGAAAGAUAGUAUUUGUCACCAUUUUUUGUGCAUUUGUUUUUUCAGAUGAUAACAUAUUCAUUUUAUUGGUUAAUGUAGACUUCAUCUUGCAUAGAGCAUAUUUAUUCCAACGGAAAAAAUAACAUUUUUCAUUGCCAUUUUAUAAAACUAUAAUUUUUUUUUAUGUUUAAAUCAUAUUAAAAAACCAAGCACCCGUUUUCAUAAAAAAAACACUUAAUCAUCCCAUAGAAAAUGUUUAUACAAAAUGUUAUUGAGCAGUGACAUGUAAAAAAUAUCAUAUUAUAAAUCACAUCUAGAUCAUAUUUGAUAUUUACUUAUCACCAAAAAAAAAUGAUUGUGUUAACCAGGUCUUAACUUGGUUUUUAUGAAAUAAUCAUUUGCUUUAAAAUGUUGCAUAUCAGAUAAUACAUUGUUUUGUCUAUGCAACUGAAUACUCUGAAUAAAUAAAGUGUUUACAUAAAAAGUUUUUUUUUCCUGUUUUAUUGUAUAAAAUAAAAGACAUUUUUAAAA
Molecule: messenger RNA, 2207 nt
Organism: Centruroides sculpturatus (bark scorpion)
Lineage: Eukaryota; Metazoa; Arthropoda; Arachnida; Scorpiones; Buthidae
Product: PC4 and SFRS1-interacting protein-like
Exons: 11
Source: RefSeq, a predicted model, not a curated record